Molecule: messenger RNA, 1434 nt
Organism: Nelumbo nucifera (sacred lotus)
Lineage: Eukaryota; Viridiplantae; Streptophyta; Magnoliopsida; Proteales; Nelumbonaceae
Gene: MEF20
Product: mitochondrial editing factor 20
Biological process (GO): RNA modification
Molecular function (GO): protein binding; RNA binding
Source: RefSeq, a predicted model, not a curated record
AUGCCCUCUCUCCAUAUGCUGUUGCUUCCAAGACUAAGAUGCCUCUCGCUCUUACAGCGAGGAUGGAUGGGUAUAGAUCAACUUGAACAGAUUCACGCCCAGCUAAUUACUGGUGGUCUUAAUUGUCGGACAGCCCCUUCUGUAAUGGGGAAAUUGGUAGAACGUUAUUGUGCGAUAUCGACCCCGGACGGCCUUGACCAUGCCCGUCUCAUCUUUCACCACACAGAGGAGCCAAAUGUCUUCAUAUUGAAUGUUGUGAUCCGUUGCAUGCCUCCUGAGAAAGCAAUUGUUCUCUUUGCUGAUGCAACCACAAAUAAAGACUUAGUAUUCGACAGUUACACCUAUGUAUAUGCACUUGGAGCAUGUGCCCGCUCAUCGUCUUCUGCAUUGCUUGAAGGAAAGCAGAUACAUGCUCGGAUUGUCAAGGGUGGAUUCACAUCAGAUCUCAUCGUGCAAACAACUGGUAUGCAUUUUUAUGCAAGAAAUGGGGAUAUUAGCUCAGCACGGCAAAUGUUCGAUGAGAUGCCUCUGAGAAGCAGUGCUUCUUGGAAUGCCAUGAUAAUGGGAUAUUGUUGGCAAAGAACAAAAACUAAAGACCAUGCAAAGGAGGCACUGGUAUUAUUCUGCAACCUGCUCUUGGAUGGUUGUAUGGUAAAACCAACAGAAAUAACCAUCGUCGGUGCGCUCUUGGCAUGCUCUCAUCUGGGUGUUCUAGAGUUGGGGAGCUGUGUUCAUGGGUAUAUCCAAAAGACAAUUUACGUGCCGGAGGAUGAUGUCUUCAUUGGGACAGGGAUGAUCGACAUGUACUCCAAAUGUGGGUGCCUGACUAGUGCAGUGAGUGUGUUCAAGAGCAUGAGUGAGAAGAAUGUAUUAACCUGGACAGCAAUGAUGGCGGGGCUAGCCAUGCAUGGACGAGGAAAAGAAGCCCUGGAGCUAUUGGGCGCAAUGGAGGCUCAGGGCACAAGACCAAAUGCAGUCACCUUCACAUGUCUACUGUUUGCAUGCUGUCACGCAGGCCUUGUUGAAGAAGGGCUCCGCCUCUUCCAUACUAUGAGCAGAGAUUUUGGCAUUACACCCCAGAUUCAACACUAUGGUUGUGUUGUAGACCUCCUCGGCCGUGCUGGUCGCCUGCAAGAAGCUUAUGAGUUUAUAAUCCAAAUGCCAGUGAAACCUGAUGCUAUCUUGUGGAGGAGUCUGCUAGCAGCAUGCCGGGUUCAUGGCAAUGUCGCAAUGGGUGAAAAGGUUGGGAAGUUGUUGCUGCAGUUGCAGCCAGGAUUAUUAAACAAAUCGUUUUCUGCAUGUGAAGACUACAUAGCUUUGUCAAACGUUUAUGCAUUAGCAGAAAGAUGGGGAGAUGUGGAGAUGGUGAGAGACGUGAUGAAAGUUAAGGGAAUAAAAACUAAACCUUCAUGGGCUGUUGUCCAUAGUUUGUAA